GUCGUGGUGAAUGUGUACGCGGGCCGUCAGAAAUGGCUGAACUGGAAAUGCGGCUUGGCGUCGGUUUCACGGGGAAGAUUGAAUUUGUAGUGAAUUGAAAUGAAACUAUCGUAUAUGUGCUUGGAUUCUGCGUUGGAAUUGUGGCCUCCCGGUCUUUUUGAGCUUGAAUUUUUCGCUUCUCGGAUCGGGCAUCCGGAAAUCUCAGGAGUGUUCUCUUAUGUGGUAAAACUCGCCUGAAUGGGUUUCUUUUCAACAUAGUAAGCGGCAAAAGCCCAGGAGACUCCUGUAAGCGGUCAGAUAACAAGUGAUGUACUGUGGAAGUAAGGUGAGGUAUUUUUAUUGAGAAUAUGUCUGUAUUUUUUUAUUCCUGAGAGCGGUCGUAAAUAUUCUCGUACAAACUCUAGAUCUUAUAAUUUCGCCAUGACUCCUAUUUUGCAAGAUGAUCAUUUCACAGCUGGACCUUGGGCCGCCUAUGAAAUGACCUGAAACUAAAUUAAUCGUGAAAGUUCUAAGAAUUUAAGAGCUUUCCGAGAAAUGUGGGUCUCCUUAUUUCUGAUUGGAAAAUUCGUGUACCUGUAAACAUUUCCGGUCAGGAAAUGGCUUCUCAUUGGAUAAUGCAACAUUUAGUGGGAUUGUGCAUUCACACAGUUCCUCAUUAUACUAAAUAUUUCACUGAUUCUGUGUGAGGUUUCUGUGGUUUUCCAAAAUCACUUUUAAAUUCUGAACUUUCAGUUCUCAACGUCGAAAUAUGUCGAGUGGAAAGGUAAGUGUUUGAGCGAAAUUCAGAGAUUUCGGUCAAGUCAAUAAGGCUUAGGAAUAAUGCACUGUGUCUAGUUGAGAAUUAAGAAGAGGAGUUCGAUUUCGGAUUGUUAUGUCUAACUUACCAUUCGUAUUCUGAUGGUUUUAAAUUACUUUAAGUUAAUGGUAAUACUAUGUUCUAACCGAACUUGCUUUGGCUUUCGGUGGUAGCUGGUUUGAUGAAAUGUCACUUCCGUAUUUCAGAUGAACUCUCCGCGCUUCGUGACAUUUUUAUAAAGACAAUUUUGCUAAAUUUUUGCAUUUAUUCAUAACUGAAAACCCUCUGGAUCCGAUAUCAUCUGACAGACUCCUUUGCCAAAGCGGAAUACGUUAGGGAGAAGUGAAAUGAACAUAUGAACUGGCGAACCCAAAUACGAGAUAAAACACGUUUUCUCAUCGACGGCCGACUGGAAAAUCACUUUGGCAGAAUGUAUAUGACAAAACCCCGGCCGUUUGGAAGUGACGACCUGGUAAAGAUAAAUGUAGAAGACAGAAUGUUCACUUCAUUAUGGUUCUUUUAGUUCAUUUUCAGUGAGAUGCGAAAAUCUCCAACAAUUUUUAAAAAAUUAAUAAGAUAUUUGUAGCUUGCUUCAGUAUUGGUAACAUGAUCUAAAAAUGUCCACUAGAAAAGCCAAUUGGUCGAACUCCGGACUGUCAGCGAGAGCUAAGAAUCACAGAUCAAGACUUUUAAGUGACUCUAUAGCAGGGGAAUAAGAAUUAAACGAUCGUAGAGUGGAAAAUUCCUCCAUGCAAGAAAGAUUAGCUUUAGGCAGGGGCCUCCUACUUUCGGUUACUCUUCUUCUUGACAAGAAAAGAAGUUUUCCUAACGAAAGCAAAUUCAUAAAGCAGAUUUUCAUUAUAACAUUAAAGUUGUUCCUAUGAAAUUUUGCCUGACUGAUUUAGCCAAGACGCUAUGCAAACAAUCCUUUCUUCAGUAAGGCUAUCGUCACUUGACGGUAGAAAAAGUGGCUACGAUGUAAUUAUAAAGUGUGAUGUGGCAUAUGUUUCUGUGUAUGUCUUAUACCAAUUUACGGGAGUUUGUGAAUGUUUUGUCAGUAUAUUCUACUUAUGGUAUCGUUAUCGAGUGAACAAGUUGAGUCUUAAAAAGUGUAACCUGAAUUCAGAAGUAGUGGUAUUAACUGAUACCUUCACAAGAAGAGCGCCGAAUAAAAAUAACGUGUCAAGGUUUUAACUAUACAUUCCAUUGCUUAUAUUUACGACAGACACCAUACCAAGGGGGUAGGCGUUGCUUUGGAGAAUACAGAUGUCCUGAGUGUAACCGUGGGUGGAUGAGCGCCAACAGCUGGGCUAACACUGGUCAGCAGUGUCAGAAUUGUAGUAUUGUGGUGUACCCACACACGCAGCGUCCACUGCAUAAACCUGACGGGCUAGACAAGGGAGAUACCUCUAAACACCACCCUCAGCACUUGUGUGAGAAAUGCAAGAGACUGGGGCACUUUUGUGGAGAUCGUGACCGUUACCACUAAAGACCUUACCGUUUGAUUCAUCAUAAUUUCUGGACGAGAUACAUGAACUGAUUUAUAAAUGACGACAAUGUAAUUUCUUUAGAAUUUUUUAAAGGUUUUACUUAUACGAUAAGCAGUUGAGAAAAUACUAGAUAGUUAAAAACAACAAAACCAGUAUCCGUAAGAGUGGCAAUUUCACUAAUAUUUUAAAAAAUGUUCAAAAGAACAGGGCAUUUCGCAGUAAACUUUUCAAGAAUACUGGUAACUACGUUGAAUUAUUAAUUUCAUAUUGUCAGUUUCUUACUAAAGAAGUUUUUCUGGGAGUUUCUAGGGAGUCUGUAACGUAUUUAUUUCGGUGGAAUAGUGGUCAAUCAUUGUUAGGACUGUGCUUCUUCGGGGCGUGGUGAUGAACAUAGCGAGGGAAAAAGUAAAAGCUACACAAAAAUAAAGUGAAAUAAGGCUUCUAACCUAUCGACCGUUGUACUGUGCUUAAGUUAAGAAACAUUAUGAAUGAUUCACAAAAAUUUCAUCCCUACUGCCUAAAACAGUAAGUCAAGUACCUCAGGGUGACAUUUUGGUGCAAAACUGAACCCAUUGUGAAUUUUGUUCGCAGCUGAUACAAGAGAAAACCGUCCUUCUUCAGCUAUCCGCUUUCCAUAGUCCUCGAUCGACCUCUAAAAGGCGUACUCACCUUCUUUUAGCCUUUAUUUUAGUAAUAAUAGCAACAACAAAAAUAAUAAUAAUAACAAUAAUUUUAUGUACUUUUGCGCAUACUACAUGACUUACUGAUCGCAUGCAUAUUGACCAAUACUUGAAGAGUUUAAACGAGGCCUAAACAACUAUUUAAAUCAUUUUCAAAACAUAGAUGUAAGAUCUAGAGGCCAGAGAGUGAAUUCCAGAGUGUGUUGAGGCAAAAAUGUGUUGAUUUACAGUUCUGGAAUUCGAGGGGCCGACGGAACUAUGUCGAUUUCACUUCUCGGCGGAAAGGCAAAAUGUUUUUUCGAUAGAUACUCAAAGUUUAUUUUAUCAUUUUCCUAAUAUACAAUGUUUUGUAAAUAGUUUUUGUUGUUUUUCCUCUUGAUUUUAAAUAAUGAUAAUAGGUUAUAAUAACAUUUUGUGACUGAUCAAAGUAAGUAACUCAAUACUUCCCACAUAGAUAAUAAAAGCUGUCUGCGGUGUAAUGCUAAUAUUGUUGAAAAU
Messenger RNA from Pocillopora meandrina, 3464 nucleotides. The record is from the annotation of a GenBank genome assembly. Lineage: Eukaryota; Metazoa; Cnidaria; Anthozoa; Scleractinia; Pocilloporidae.